UGCUCGGCUGAGUUGAGCCGCAUCUGCUUCGUAUCGCGCAUGUCCAAAACUUUCCGAGCAGCACCAUCGCGCCCGCUCGGGCUGCCACCUCUCACCGCAACCAUGGACGACCUCGAGAACCUCGAGUUCCUGUCGCUCGUGUCGAAAGUCACGUCGGAGAUUCAGAACCACUUGGGCGUGUCCGACAAGACGCUCGCCGAGUUCGUCAUCGACCAGCAUGCUGGCGCAAAGGGCUUGGCCGACUUCAAGGAGCAGCUGGAGGCCAUGGGCGCCGAGUUUCCUGAGAGCCUGGUUGCGAGCAUCGACCGCCUGAUCCUGACGCUGCACCCGAAGUACAAGCACAAGAGCGCGAAUGGCGCCAAGGCCGCCGACGACGACGACGACGACGAUGACAGCCGCGACCGCAAGACCCGUGUCUUCAAGGGCCUCGCCAUCGCCGACCGGGAGCUCGACUUCAGCGACCCCGAGGAGGCGCCUGCAACCAAUGCGCCCGAGCCAGACGCCCUGGACGACACGUUCGCCAUGCUGGAGGGCCUGGCUGGGAAGGGCGCCGCCGGCAGGCCCAAGGCGCGGUCGCGUAAGCGCAGCAUGAGCCCGUACAGCAGCGACGACGAUAGGGAUAGCAAGCGGCACCGGCGCAGGAACCGCUCACAGUCAGCGUCGCGCAGUCGCAGCCACAGUCGCAGUCGCGGACAGCGACAGCAGGAGCACGAGGAGCUGGUCUUUGAGGACGAGUUUGGGCGCACGAGAACCGUCAAGCGCCACGACAAGCAGCGCAGCCGCAAGAAGUACCGCGACGAAGACCUCGACGAGUUCCGCCGCCCACCGACGCCCGAGCUGGACGACGAGCCCGUGCUCUUCAAGGUCUACAACGGCAAGGUCACCGGCGUGAAGGACUUUGGCGCCUUUGUCAACUUGCAGGGCGUCAAAGGAAAGGUGGACGGGCUGGUGCACGUGUCGCAGAUCCAGGAGGGCGGUCGCGUCAACCACCCCUCUGAUCUGCUCUCCAGAUGGCAAGAGGUCAAGGUCAAGGUCAUCAAGAUGGAGAAUGGCCGAUUAUCCUUAUCGAUGAAGGAGGUGGACCAGCAAUCAGGACGAGAUCUUGCUCCUUCGAGGCGUAUCGAGUCCUUUGGAUCGGGCGCAAACUCCCAAGCGCUGGGAGGCAUACCCGGCCUCAUGGAAAGCAGCGUGCCCGUCGUGGAAGAUGGCUAUAACAGUCGUAAGAACGGCAUGCGAAAGCGCAUGACCUCGCCUGAAAGAUGGGAGAUCAAGCAGCUUAUUGCGUCUGGUGUCAUACCCAAGUCAGACUACCCAGACAUCGACGAAGACUUCAAUGCACACAUCGCUGGCGAAGGGGGCUUUGAGGAGGAGGAGGAUGUCGACAUCGAGGUACGCGAAGAGGAGCCGCCCUUCUUGGCUGGCCAGACCAAGCAGUCCCUCGAGCUGUCCCCCAUUCGAAUCAUCAAGGCACCUGAUGGCUCGCUCAACCGAGCGGCUAUGUCUGGAGACACAUUGGCGAAAGAGCGCCGAGAUUUGCGGCAACAAGAAGCCCAAGAGAAAGCCGCAGCAGAUGCUGCUAAUGUGGAUCUUAGCAGUCAGUGGAAUGACCCCAUGGCCCAGCAGCGACAAUUCGCCAGUGAUCUACGCAACACACGAAAAGACCAGCCCACUGAAGUUAUGCCUGAGUGGAAGAAAAUCUCGAUCAACAGCAAGGAUGCAUCGUUUGGCAAGCGUACAAAUAUGAGCAUAAAGGACCAACGAGAGUCGCUGCCUGUGUACAAGUUUAGGAAGCAGCUGCUUGAGGCCAUAGCCGCUCACCAGAUCUUGAUCGUCGUCGGUGACACCGGUUCUGGCAAGACCACACAGAUGACCCAAUACCUGGCAGAAGCAGGAUACGCAAACGAGCUCGUGAUUGGUUGCACUCAGCCUCGACGUGUUGCGGCGAUGAGCGUUGCUAAGCGUGUCGCCGAGGAAGUGGGUUGCAAGCUUGGUAACGAAGUCGGCUACACCAUUCGAUUCGAGGACAACACAUCACCAGACACGCGCAUCAAGUACAUGACAGAUGGUAUCCUACAAAGAGAAAUCUUGCUCGACCCAAUGUUGAACAAGUACAGCUGCAUCAUGUUAGACGAGGCUCACGAGCGUACCAUCGCCACUGAUGUUCUGUUUGGACUACUCAAGAAGACGCUCAAGCGACGACCGGAUAUGAAACUCAUUGUCACAAGUGCCACACUUGAUGCUGAUAAGUUUUCCGAGUACUUCUACAAGUGCCCCAUCUUCUCCAUUCCCGGUCGAACCUGUAAGUAUACCUAUCAAACCACUCCUUGAAGCUCUACUAACAUGGCCCUAGUCCCCGUCGAAGUCAUGUACAGCCGAGAACCCGAGUCCGACUACCUAGACGCUGCUCUCGUCACGGUCAUGCAGAUUCACUUGACAGAGCCUGCGGGAGACAUCUUACUCUUCUUGACGGGUAAGGAAGAGAUUGACUCGUCUUGUGAGAUCUUGU
Molecule: messenger RNA, 2506 nt
Organism: Didymella exigua CBS 183.55
Lineage: Eukaryota; Fungi; Ascomycota; Dothideomycetes; Pleosporales; Didymellaceae
Exons: 1
Coding region: 40-2328 (762 amino acids)
Biological process (GO): spliceosomal complex disassembly
Cellular component (GO): catalytic step 2 spliceosome; intracellular anatomical structure
Molecular function (GO): ATP binding; RNA binding
Source: RefSeq, a predicted model, not a curated record